This is a messenger RNA of Capsella rubella, 1447 nucleotides long. RefSeq lists its product as uncharacterized. The coding region runs from base 123 to 1337 and encodes 404 amino acids. The record is from RefSeq and is a predicted model, not a curated record. Lineage: Eukaryota; Viridiplantae; Streptophyta; Magnoliopsida; Brassicales; Brassicaceae. The transcript is spliced from 7 exons.
UCUUGUUCCUCUACGUCUCUCUGCUUGAAGCUUGUGCCUUCCAUUAUUAUUAUGUCAAACCUCAAUUGAAGAUUUCUUCUUCUUCAUCUUCUUCUCCAGAAACUUAGAAAUUUACAGAGACGAUGUGGGGAAUUGGAGGAAACUACUACUGGCGAAAGAGGAACAACAACAACGGAGGAGGAAGAGAAAGCGAAGCGAUCGUUGUUGUAUUCGCUUGGAUGUCUAGUGAAGAACGCAAUCUCAAGAACCAUGUCGAUCUCUACUCUUCUCUUCUUUGCGAUUCCCUCGUUUGCCAUUCUCAAUUUCUCAACAUGUUUCUUCCAGACAAAGCUGCGGAUUUAGCUUCUAAUGUUGUGUCUGAACUUGUGAAGGAGCUCAAAGCAAAGCCAGUUCCUUUAGUUUUUGCUUCUUUCUCAGGUGGUCCUAAUGCUUGUAUGUAUAAAGUUCUUCAAAUACUUGAAGGAACAUGUGAAACUAGACUAAAUCAAGAUGAUUGUAGAUUGGUUAGAAACUGCAUCUCAGGCUUUAUCUAUGACUCAUGUCCUGUGGAUUUCACAAGCGACUUGGGAGCUAGAUUAGCGGUUCAUCCAACUACGCUCAAAAUGUCUAAUCCGCCUAAACCGUUUGUAUGGGCAGCGAAUGGUAUUGCUUCGAGUCUCGACUAUGUUUUCCUCAACAGGUUUGAAUCACAGAGAGCCGAGUUCUGGCAGACUCUUUACUCUACUACAAAUAUGAGAGUACCUUAUCUCAUUCUAUGCUCUGAGAACGAUGACCUAGCUCCUUAUCAAACGAUACACAAUUUCGCUACACGUCUCCAAGAACUAGGAGGAAAUGUAAAACUUGUAAAAUGGAAUGAUUCCCCUCAUUGUGGUCAUUAUCGUUAUAACCAGGUCGACUAUAAAGCUGCUGUAUCCGAGUUCUUGCCAAAAGCAGCAUCAGUUUAUUUGCAGAAGACAAGAAGUCUUGACAGAGAAACUAUGAAAGAAACUCAUGAGAUAACAGAGCCAAUUCAAAGCUUGGGGCAAUCAACCUCUGGUCUUAACCGAAGUUUCAACGGAACUCCACUUGUCACAACCGAUCAUUUCUUCGUGCCUAGCACCGUAGGUUACUAUGUGGGCAACGGAGGAGGGUCUGUCCAUGAUGAACAGAAACAAGAUAUGAUUCGUUUGUCCAAUACUCAGACUGAUGAUACAGUUAAACCCAGUGGUGUUCUUGGCCAAAUCUUAUUUGAUGUUUAUAUUCCGAAGAAUGUCGAGGAUUGGGAUUUAAAGCUGUCGGAAACCAGGCGGCCUAGGCGGAAUCCGGGGAUGAGGUUUAUACGUAGAUCAAGAUUGUAACACCACAUGAGUUAUAUAAUAGUAAGUAUUCAUUUGUUCUCUUCAGAUACUGUUGCAGACGAAUUCCAUUUUGGCAUCGCAUAAAUCUUAUAAAAUAAGAUCUAUAUUUA